Macrosiphum euphorbiae (potato aphid) is the source of this 1533-nucleotide messenger RNA. Lineage: Eukaryota; Metazoa; Arthropoda; Insecta; Hemiptera; Aphididae. The record is from the annotation of a GenBank genome assembly.
AUGACCAACGAUAUGGCUUUCAACGAAAAAGUCGAUCCGGAGCUCAUAUUUACCAAGCAAGAACGUAUUGGAAAAGGCUCAUUUGGUGAAGUUUUCAAAGGGAUAGACAACCGAACACAACAAAUUGUGGCCAUUAAAAUAAUUGACUUGGAAGAGGCUGAAGAUGAAAUUGAAGACAUCCAACAAGAGAUCAUGGUAUUAUCUCAAUGUGACAGUCCAUUUGUCACCAAAUAUUUUGGUUCCUAUUUAAAAGGCACUAAGCUAUGGAUUAUCAUGGAAUAUCUUGGUGGUGGGUCAGCUCUUGAUUUAAUGAAAGCUGGUAAUUUUGAAGAAAUGCAUAUUGCUAUUAUACUUAGAGAAGUUUUAAAAGGUCUUGAUUAUUUACAUUGUGAACGGAAAUUACACAGGGAUAUAAAAGCGGCAAAUGUUCUGUUAAGUGAAAUUGGUGAUGUAAAAUUAGCUGAUUUUGGUGUUGCCGGUCAAUUGACAAAUACAACUAGUAAACGGAAUACAUUUGUUGGUACACCAUUUUGGAUGGCGCCUGAAGUUAUUAAACAAUCUGCUUAUGAUUCAAAGGCGGAUAUUUGGUCAUUAGGAAUAACAGCUAUAGAGUUGGCCAAAGGCGAACCACCCAAUUCUGAGCUACAUCCAAUGAGGGUAUUAUUUUUGAUUCCAAAAAAUAAUCCUCCUCAAUUGACAGGAAACUAUACUAAACAAUUUAAAGAAUUUGUGGAGGCAUGUUUAAAUAAAGAUCCUGAAAAUAGACCAACCGCUAAAGAACUUUUGAAAUUUCCAUUCAUCAGAAAAGCUAAAAAAAGUUCAUACUUGGUGGAUCUUAUUGAUCGUUACAAAAAAUGGAAAUCUCAACGUAAUGAAGAGAGCGAGACAGAGUCAGAAAAUUCAGAUGUGGAAGAUUCUGGUAAAAAUGAUAGUGAUUUAGAUGAACCAUGGAUCAUGACUGUUAGAGGACCCAAUUCUUUAAAGCCCUUAUUAAACUCCACUCCUGAAUCAAGUUCUGCUUCACCAUCUCAAUUACUAUCUAAGAAAACUCAACAGAAUGGAUCAUUACAAUCAUCUAAAAAGUCAUCCAAUAACAAAUCCAAUGUCGUUGAAUCAAAUUUGAUUGUCAGUCAUAUUCAUGGAUCCAAAAAUUCAGAUAAGCGCAAUUCAAAUUCCAAAGAGAUUGAAACAAAACGCAGUGUUACUCGCAUGUCAGAACAUACGGAUAAUAAGAAACAACCUGUUCAUCCUAAGACUAGCCAGAACCAUAACAACUCAUGCUGGUCACCGUGUCUUUCCCUUUUAAUAUUUCCAUUGAUAUCUGAGUUACAAAAGAGAUAUCGGUACAAAAACGAUGUAUCCUAUAAGAUUGAUGCUAUUGAAGAGUUGAAAAACUCAUUCGAGUUGGCUGAACGUGCAAGCCCAGGCAUAAGUGAUCAGUUUCUCAGGGAAAUGAUACACAAAUUAUUACCAUCAUUAUCAGAACAGAGGAUAUCCAACAUGCUAGAUCAUAUGAUUAGGGACAAACAUUGA